AUGUUUGUGCUGAAGGUGGGAGGGGCCGGGUUGUUUACCGUUGUCAUGACAACAGCGGUCUACUACUACUGCACACUACCGCUGACAGGUUUUCCUGAACCAGGGAAAGUCACGACCAUCGUCAUGUUUGUUCAGUUUCAGAGAUUCAUGGGGAGGAUUUAUGAGUUCUUGGGGUUCGGAACGAGCUUAGACUAUCGAAGGAAGGCCGGACGCAAACGCCGCCCGCCUGUAGAUGACCCAACUUUGCUGGUGACGGACACGGCCUUUGAUGGGGUCAAAGUGCGGGUCUACCAGCCACGGGGUCAAGGACAGGUCAAGGACGGGGCGGGUCUGGUCUUCAUGCAUGGCGGCGGAUGGAUACUGCCGUCUGUAGAUUUUUUCGACCACGUGACGAGACACAUAGCUAAGUCAACUGGUGCAGUGGUUGGUUCAGUGGACUUUUGGCUGGCGCCUGAGCACAUGUUCCCCAUACCGUUCAUCGAAGACUGCCUCAACGCUACCAAGUACUUCCUAUCCCACGCGGGUGAGUUCGGAGUGGACCCUGGUCGUGUGGGGGUGGCGGGCGAUAGCACAGGGGGUAACCUGGCAGCGGCAGUGGCUCUCAAACUAACUCAAGAAAGCAGCACCAACGUCUGUCCUCUCAAACUACAGGCCUUGGUCUACCCCGCUCUUCAACAUUUCGACUUCCAGACAGACUCGUCUGUGGACAAACUGUGA
Branchiostoma belcheri (Belcher's lancelet) is the source of this 717-nucleotide messenger RNA. Its product is annotated as arylacetamide deacetylase-like. NCBI's taxonomy places the organism in Eukaryota, Metazoa, Chordata, Leptocardii, Amphioxiformes, Branchiostomatidae. Gene Ontology annotation, molecular function: hydrolase activity. The record is from RefSeq and is a predicted model, not a curated record.